Molecule: messenger RNA, 2088 nt
Organism: Fusarium poae
Lineage: Eukaryota; Fungi; Ascomycota; Sordariomycetes; Hypocreales; Nectriaceae
Exons: 7
Coding region: 1-2088 (695 amino acids)
Biological process (GO): transcription initiation at RNA polymerase III promoter
Cellular component (GO): transcription factor TFIIIC complex
Molecular function (GO): histone acetyltransferase activity
Source: RefSeq, a predicted model, not a curated record
AUGGAGAAAUCAAAGACGAGGCCUCUCAAAACUAUCCAUCUCAAGUCGCGUCCACUUACAACACAUGCCCUGGCAUGGUCUUGCGACGCUGAACUUGCUGUCUCAACAGACGAUACAAUUUACAUAUUUCUACCAGAGUACCCUAGGAGCGGGGGUCCAGAUGACGCAGCGGAAGAUGAAGAGUUACAAAGCCAGUAUACGCUUUCCUACCGCGCCUCGGGCUUGAUCCGUCCAGAUCCAACGAUCAACGCUCAGCUUUGUUCUUUUUCGGGCAUCAGAGUGGCAGGGCCACCAGCUAAUGAUGAGAACUGGUUUCCCGGCGUUGGAAGUGGCCUAGUCACUGGCUCAGGUGCUCCCAUCUGCCAGAUUGUGAGAUUAGAAUGGUCGCCAAAUGGGCUUGGAUGCAACCUCCGGCCCAUCCUGACGGCGCUUUCUACAAGUGGAUGCAUCUAUGUGAUCGGAGAACAUAUCGACCGACAAUCUGCCAUGAUUGCAGGCAUGCGAUCCAGAAGUUUCAAGGCGUGGAAGACACUUUGGGGUCUUGGGGCUCAACUUCCGCUGCCAGAUACUAAUGAGGAGGAUGGUUACCGGAAUAUGAAUGAGCGUAUCCAGUCCUUCUCAUGGGCCAAGGAAAUUGAUACAGGCAGGGGCUUAUUAGCAUACUGCAACGAUGUGGAAGACGUUGUUAUUAUGGCAGUGCAACUCUUCUCUCGGCAAAAAGAGAUCGAUCCUGCUAGUGAAGAAACCAUAUGGGACAUCCAGGAAGUCAAUCGGUUCGAUGGCAAAGGCCGGCAUACCAAAGAAGAUGCUGUGGAUAUCACAGAUCCAGAUUACGUCCCUUACGGAAGCGCCUUCUCCCUCAAAUGGAGUCCUUGGUUCAGAGGUGAAGGUAAACGUAUAUCUAUACUCGCGUAUCUAUCCAAGAACCAUGUCGGAUUCCGGAGAGUCGCCAUCCUCGAUAAUUGGGAAAGGGGUCAAUCGCCACAGGUUGAAGUCGAGAGCACAGAUGCGACAGCUAUCUGUAUGUUUCUUUCUACAGACGCAUACGUUGAGUGGCAGGAUCAGAUCAUCUACGAUGGUGAUAAGCCUACAGCUCGAGGAGUAAUUGCCACGCCCUUCGAUGUGAAGCCAUUCCAGGUUUCCCUUGUGGCCAGUGCUGAGGGGCCAUCUGAACCCCAUUAUACUUGGGAGUGCUCGACGACAUAUCCCGAGGAGAGCGAAGUGGCCUCAUCGAAUCCCAUCACAGGAUUGAUGAUUCACGAUCAGGGUCAUGUAAUGGGAGGAUCCGUUCCAAACUAUUCUAUAGUCAGGUUAUCGGCGACUAUAAGUAAUCAAGAUUGGUUUCAAACAAAUCUCCCUACCGAGAGGGCCUCAGUGCCAAAAUGGGCGGUAAGGAUCCGACGACAAACAACGAGACUGGUACCCAGAGCAACUGCCCUGGAGGGCAUAGACUCUGACUCGGAUGACUCAGAAGAUGAUAUGAUGGAGGAGGAUACAUCACAGCUACAAGUUCCAGAAGCGAGGUACCGCAUCUGGGGUCUGGCGCAUUCGCCUGGUGGUGGGACAACGGCAGUGCUUGUGUCACGCUACAGUACUCUUCACCCAGAAAGAAGAGCGCUGUGCAAGCUGAUGUUUUCUCGAAGAGAUGAAGAGCGCGGGGAGGAGGCUGGCACAAUUGCGCCAACGAGACAACUGACGACUGAAGGGCAAGUAUGGGAGUGGAUGUAUGGGAACGGCCCUGAAGUUCUCGGAACUACUUCCACGAGCAAGAUCUCACCAGAGAUGCAUAACACACCCCUAAGGGAGCAGUUCAAGGACAUUGCGGCACACCAACACUGUGUUUUCUGCGAUUCAGCGCUACGAUUGGAAGAGGAUGUAGCCAAGUGUGAGAAUGACCAUUUGUUUGCUCGUUGCGCCUCAACAGGCCUCGCUAUCAUGGCUCCAGAUAUAUCAAGAAUAUGCGCUGUUUGUGAGCUGCGAUGUCUUAAAGUUGCAGAGUUGACUCGUGUUGCUGUCGAGAAUUUUGGGCCAGGAACGAGGAUAGAAUCUUCUGGAGAAGUUUGCGGUGGAUGUGGAGGAAAAGAAUAA